AAUCAAUCCGUAUCCCAGUGCAGUAGGAAAACAAAGACAGCAAUCGAUGCAAGAAAAUUACGUGGCCGUGAAAUGACGAACAGAGAAAGACAAUGUAACAACAACGAUAUUCCGACCCGGGCGGGACACAGAAGCGGACGCGUUGGAGCAGCUGUAGACAGCAUGCAUCUGAGCAUGGAGCAAUAUUUGCUCUGUUGUGUUGUGUGUUCUUAGCAAUGUGUGUUGUGCGCACGCGCUCGAAAUGUGGGUGGUUACUAACUUCCCAAAAGCAGUUAUUCUCUGCUUGCGAGCAAAUAAUUGACAUUCUCCACUGGGCAGGCACAGCACACCGCAGUGACAAAAUAAGACUCCUUGGAGGUAGAGGAAUGCAAAUCUGCAACCAUGAUGGAAGGAUUGAAAAAACGUACCAGGAAGGCCUUUGGGAUACGGAAGAAAGAGAAAGACAAUGACUCAACGGGGUCCCCAGACAGAGAGGGGGGUUCUCAGAGGAGGACCAAUGGAGCCACAAAUGGAUUCUACGGAGAAAUUGACUGGGAAAGAUAUAAUUCUCCUGAGGUAGAUGAAGAGGGUUAUAGCAUCAGACCUGAAGAUGAGGCAGACCAGGCAAAUAUCCCCAAGUCCCAUUUCUUCUCUUCUGAUGAGUCGGAAGAAGAGGAAGACCACAGGAAAAAGUUCAAAAUUAAAAUUAAGCCCCUCCCAGCUGAUCAAGUUGUGGCAGUGCCCUCGGUUGAAGAGCUCAAAGCCUCCAUAGGCAACAUUGCUCUAUCCCCUUCGCCUAUGAGACGUAGCCCGGGGUUGAAAAGGAACACCUCCAGUGAGGAGAUUGUCAGACCAAGACGUGUUGUUCCCACUGUGGCCCCCACACCUGUUCUUGCACCACAAGCUCCCAGCAGCCAGCAGACACCAGCCUCUGAAAUCACGACAAAUUUGUUUGGGCCUCCUUUGGAAACGGCUUUUGGAGACCAGAAAAUAGAAGCGGUUCUGUCUGAGUCUGAUGUGUGGGGGGCUUCUGUGUCAGAGCCUGAGUCCUCUUUGAAAAGAGCCUUCCCCACAGGAACUCCACCACCACUUCCACCCAAGAAUGUUCCAGCGUCUCCACUGACAACUGACUCUGCCUCUAGAGAUGACACUGAUGUAUCGACAGAAGCUGAGAACUCAACAAGAAAGACAUCCAUAGCUGACUUGGAUAACCUAUUUGGACCAGAGCAGGCUCCUCCUGCAAAUGAGGAUGCAGGUGACACGUGGGUGUGCUUCAAUGAGCAGUCUCCUAAACAGCCACCUCUACCGAAGGAGCUUGCACCUCCACUUCCUCUUUCCCCACCUCCUCCAGAGGAAGCAGCACCUCCAUUAUCAGCCUCCCCGCCUCCUCCUGAAUCUCCUGCCCCACCUUUACCUGUAUCACCACCUCCUGCAGAAGACACAGGAUCUCAUCUCCCAAAACCACCUUCUGCAAAAGAAGUUCAGAGUUCCCCUCUACCAAGUUCCCCACCACCGUCAGAGGAGCCACCCUCUGUCCCCUCAGGGUCUUAUACACCCAAGGACCGAAAUCUUUCGCCCACCACUCCGUCACUCCCUUCAACCAAGGAGCUUGCAGCAUAUCUUCCGACUUCAACCAGUCCACCGGUUGAUUCACCGACCAGCAUCCCAACAGCUCCCAAAGCAAGCACGCCUCCAUCAGUGACGCCUCCAUCAGUGACUUUACCCGAAAAGGAAACAGCAACAUUCCCUUUUCCACCAAUCCAGACAGAGAAUACAGAUGAACCCCGACCCAAAGAGGAUGAAGGUGAAAUCGCCCCUUCACCCAAAGACGCAAGCCAGGGGAACCGAACUACACCUCCACCGCCCCCUCCCCCAACGUACCGGACGGUGGUCUCAUCUCCAGGUCCAACAUCUGGGACGGCUGGUAUGAAAAGCGGUUCCUCCUCUCCAGUUUUGCCUACCGCUCCUUCAACCAUCAAUGCCACUCCACCUCCCCCUCCACCCCGCCCGCCUUCACGACCCAAACUUCCACCAGGAAAACCAAGUGUAGGAGAUACUAAUCGUCCAUUUAGUCCACCGGUUCAUGGAGCUAGCCCCCCUCCAAUUGCUCCUUUGGCCCGGGCAGAGAGCACCUCUUCCAUCUCCUCUACCAACUCCCUAAGUGCUGCCACGACUCCCACAGUCAGUAAAGACCUCUCAGUGUCAGAGAAUGACCAGCCAUCCCUUGUAUGGUUUGACAGAGGGAAGUUUUAUUUAACCUUUGAAGGCUGCUCCAGAGGGCCGAGCCCUCUCACCAUGGGGGCUCAGGACACGCUCCCUGUGGCUGCUGCAUUCACUGAGACAGUCAAUGCCUUCUUCAAAGGGGCCGACCCCGGCAAAUGUGUGGUGAAGAUCAUAGGUGAGAUGGUUUUGUCGUUUCCAGCGGGAAUCACACGGCACUUUGCCAAUAACCCGUCCCCCGCUGUGCUAACCUUCAGCAUAACCAACUACAAUCGACUGGAGCAUGUGCUGCCUAACCCCCAGCUGCUCUGCUGCGACACCGCCACGCAAGCCAAGGCUGAUGCCAAGGACUUCUGGGUGAACAUGCCAAACCUGAUAUCUCAUCUAAAGAAAGUGUCUGAGCAGAAGCCGCAGGCAACUUACUAUAAUGUGGACAUGCUGAAGUAUCAGGUAUCAGUGCAGGGUCCUGUGUCCGCUCCCAUGAAUCUGGCCGUGAGCUGGCGAUGUGAACCCACCAGCACAGACCUGAGGAUAGACUACAAAUAUAACGGCGAGGCUAUGUCAACACCAAUGGCGCUUAACAAUGUGCAGUUUCUAGUCCCAGUGGACGGAGGGGUUUCCAAACUACAAGCUGUGUUACCUCCAGCUGCAUGGAACGCGGAGCAGCACAGGAUCCUCUGGAAGAUUCCAGAUAUCUCACAAAAAUCUGAAAACGGAGGUGUGGGAUCUUUGUUAGCCCGCUUCCAGCUAACAGAAGGCCCAAGUAAACCAGCUCCACUAGCUGUGCAGUUCACCAGUGAGGGCAGCACAUUGUCAGGUUGUGAUAUUGAACUGGCUGGGCCUGGGUAUCGCUUCUCACUCGUCAAGAAGAGGUUCGCUGCUGGAAAGUAUCUGGCGGACAACUAACUCAAAAUUUGCACUGAUGAACAUAUUAACUCCAGCGGAUGGAGGAUGACACAGAGGACAGACCCACGUUCUUCAAUCACCCGCCCAGGACAACAGCCUACCCAGCAGUAUUGUGAAAUGUUCGUCUAGCAACAUGGAAUUUGGUAAUUUGAUAAUGGCAUUUGUAAUAAUGGUGUUAUUUAUUUACUGCUGGUGUUACGCACCUGGACUCUUUCCUUCUUUGAGGUGUCUGUGCCUCUGGUCAAAGUGCGGUGACUUUUCACUGCAGCUGCCUGACCAGCCAAGCUCUACUCUGGAUGACAUUACAGUAAAAAUUCUUAACUGGAGUCUUAUCCAAAAAAUCUGAAUGGUCCUAACUCACCUCAAGGACGAUGUUCAGUCAUUUAUUUACACAGAACAAUGUGAUAAUUUAUUGGUACGACAAAAUACUUUCCAAUGUGGGACAUUUGUCCACACAAACCAUGUACAAGCUUAAGCUAAAUGGAUAUUGUCAAUUUUUGAUGAGGAAUUUAUCAUGCUGAUCGACAAUGAGAGUGAUGCGCUGAUUCCGAUGCUCAUUUUAGAGCACUUCACUCGCGAUUAUUUUAAUAUUUGAUUUAUCUUUGUUAUUUUUUCGAUUAAUUGAUGAAUUCUUUUUAAAUAAAUAACAUUAUAUCCAAGUUUGCAUCCCUUUAUUAUACAAAAGCAGGUCAUUAUUCAAACAAAUUCAGUUCCUGGUUUAGUCUGUAUCGUGCCGUGUUAAGAAGGGGGGAGAAAAUGCUACACUGCACACAGGCUGGUCUGUACUUGGCUGCAGACUGCAAAGUCCGAGCUGUGGGUGGUCGUUUUUAGGGUUUUUUUGUGAUCGGCAUUGAAAGUUCUUGAUUGACAUGCCAAUCACCCAGUCAUCCACAGAAAUCAGCCGAUCAAUCAGAGCACCACCGAUAUCAAUGACUCAUCCACUGGUUCAAACAGAGUCCGAGUAAUCUGGACCGCAUCGAUGUAUUCAAAAUGCACUGAGCAGUGGGUCCAACUGCUCUUCUCUUUCUUUGCGAUCGUAGAGAUGUUGCGGCUGGUCGGCAGCUGCAAUGAGAAACUAAUCUGCUGGUCAUGACAUUUAAAAAAAAAAAGAGAAAAGUGUUUCCCCUUCCGAAUUAAGUGUUAAAAGUGUCAUUGAAAAUCUAUCUUAAAGGGCGUUUGAUGUUUUCCUUGUAUGGUCAUUUAGUCUUCUGUUGUUCCCAGGACAGCAAUGUUCACUCUAGAUUACAUGACAGCAUCUUUUUUUUUCCAUUCUUAACACGAUUUGUUGUAGAAAAUGUGAUUCUGUAUAUGAUUAGAUUUUGAACGGUAUCACCUAAUUCAGUCCGCUGAAAGGUAUAAAUAUUUCAAUAUUUCUUUUUGUUAUCUGUGUAGUUGAGUAACGUGUACAGUAUAACGUAUAAUUUUUUAAUUUGUUUCAGACCUAAUUUUUUAAUUCAAGUGCAACAGAAGUUUUGAGCUACAGUAUAUAUGUAUAUGUAUAUAUGGGUGGGUGGGGCCAAGUAACUUAAAACGCUUAAAUAUCAUCCAGGAUGCUGUUUUUUUGCUUUGUGAAAUCAGCGUUAACGUAGACUUAAAAUGAUCAUGUGAUAGGGUCACAUCGAAAUGCAACUUCAUGUUCAUACUGAAGGUUAGAUGAGGAUGAUGGAUGCUUGGCAUCCGUUAAGUCCGUACCAGCUGGCCCAUCAGUAAUCAACUCCAAUUUGAUAUUGUUAUGAUGACACUGGUUCAAUUCAGGCUGAGGUAGACGACUUACUGGGGUAAUUUCAUUCAUCUGCAUUCUCACUUUUCCUGUUGCUUGACCCUUGUUCACGCUACAGCUUUUGCUGUGCUUUGCUACUUUACUUCUCUCUUCAAAUGUGGCUUCCCCAAUUGCGUUUCAGGCACCAGCCUGGUCCUCAUGCCCUGCUUGGAUCCAUAGCUUUAUUUUACAUUAUUGUAAUGGUCUCUGUGAGAUGACAUGAUAAGGUUGUAGAUGGAGGUGAAGUUGACCAAAAUGCUUUGUACAUAUAUAUAUAUAAAUAUAUAUGUGUGCGUGUGUGUGCGUGCGUGCGUGUGUGCGUGUGUACUCUGUCCUUCAAGCAUCUGUGAAUGAGAAGAAGGGGAAUAUUUUUAAUGCUAAUUAAAAAGAGACAAAUAUUUUAUUGUUUAUUGGGGUGGGGGGGGCACUAUGCCGAUAAUGUCUAUCUUCCCGAGUGCUCUUUGACAGGCCUUUUGAACAUGAAGUGUGUAUGUAUGUAAGGUGUUGCCGAAGCCCACGAUACUUACUGUCCUGUAUGUCAAUAUUGUGCUAAAAACACCCAAAUGUGGUAUUGUAAGAUGUCGUAGAACCAUCAUAAACUGGGUUUAGAGCAACAAAGCAAUUGUCCUGACAUCAAUGUUCCCUAUAUUGUUGUUGUGGUUUUUGAUUUUUAUUGCCAGUGGGAACAAACAAACUAAAUACCGUUCAUUUCCUGUCUUACGUAUAGCUGACAGAAAGUUGUGAUGUUUUUGGGUGAAUAUUUGAGGCAAUCAGAGGAAAGUCUCCUCCGCGUUAUUUCCAAUGGCGCUCAAUGUCCCAUCAUGCAUUGGUUUCAAGUUCAUUCAAGUUGCCAGUCAUUUCUCAUGCACCUCAGUUUUUUAUUAGAAAAAAAUGGAACAUUCGUUUCCACACUGGAAAAAAAAAAAUUGGAUGAACUUGAAAAUUUAAAAACGAUAUCCGUCACGCCUAAUAGUUAUGAUUUGACUAGAAAUAAUUCAUUUCGUGCAAAUGUAUUGACAGCAUUCUUAUUAAAAUUUAACUUUAUGUAUUUACUGCAAUGGGUACAAAGUGGCUGACGAGUUAGCACCUCUUCAUAGGUUGUGUGUACAAAUCCACGGCUUUCAAGUUAAAAACUAAAAAGUUUAAGGAAGAGUUCAAACUGGCUUUGCCUUAAGAAAUUAGUUUAUUAAAAGUUUUAAAUUUCAUGUUACACUAAAUCAAUCAUCAGUCAAUGCUAAAAUAUUGGGUGUGACAGAUUACUUUAUUUUUUAAUUAUUAUUUUGAAGUUCAUCCAAUAUUCCAAUUUUUUUCAGUGCAUCUGUAAGUGAAUGUAUCCUGUACUAAUUCAUAAUUGCUUGUAGAGCAUGCAGAAAAAGCAGGGCCACCUUUACCUACAACUAAUUCUUAAAUGAUGUUUUGUGCCGUGUACUCACUCACCUGUAUUACUGUUGACCAGAGCAGUUUUUUUGUGCUGCGAGUAAGAAUGCUUUAACAUCAAACCAUGUGCAAGCUCAAUGCUAAAAUGGAAACUUAGUUUGCCUCCUUCCAAAACCAAUAAAAGUUUUAACCCCA
Hippocampus comes (tiger tail seahorse) is the source of this 6436-nucleotide messenger RNA. RefSeq names its product SH3GL interacting endocytic adaptor 1a (gene sgip1a). Gene Ontology annotation, biological process: clathrin-dependent endocytosis; synaptic vesicle endocytosis; clathrin coat assembly. Gene Ontology annotation, cellular component: clathrin-coated vesicle; plasma membrane; clathrin-coated pit. The transcript is spliced from 25 exons. Bases 382 to 3105 code for a protein of 907 amino acids. The record is from RefSeq and is a predicted model, not a curated record. Lineage: Eukaryota; Metazoa; Chordata; Actinopteri; Syngnathiformes; Syngnathidae.